CAACUAGAGUGACAGAGAAAAGGGGGACUGACUGAGUUCUAUCAGUGAGAAAUCUGGGUGAGAAGCUUUACAUGUAGAGGCACAGGGGCUUGUGAUGAGAGGCAGAGGGAUACAGAGAGAAGAGGGAGAGUCAUAGAGAAGGAGGGAGAUUUACAGAGAGGGAGGAACAGUGUAUAGUGGAAGCUUUUCUCCAUCACACAGACACCAGCACUACCCAAGCCUUUGCAACUGGAAAUAUGCUGCCUGGCUCUGGGGAAACAGCUGAGGGAGGAUCCCAGCAAGACAGCAAAAUCCCAGCUCAAAACCUGCAAGAAAAGCAGGCACUGGAAGAGGCCAGAGCUUUCUAUAACAACCUGACUCCUACCAAGAAACCCAAAUUGCCAAAACCUCACAAUGCCAUCACGAUUGCAGUGUCAUCCCGUGCACUAUUCCUCAUGGAAGAAGAGCAGCGAGUGUUCAGAGAACAAGGUCUGGAGGAAUAUGUCCGAUAUCAACUGGAACACGAAAAUGAGCCAUUGAAACCUGGUGCUGCAUUCCGUUUUGUGAAGGCCCUGGAAGCUGUCAACGCCCAACUUCGUGAACUCUACCCAGACAGUGAAGACUUAUUUGACAUAGUUCUUAUGACCAAUAAUCAUGCGCAAGUGGGAGUGAGGCUUAUUAACACCAUAAACCAUUACAACCUUUUCAUUGAACGUUUCUGCAUGACCGGAGGCAAAAGCCCUAUUGGCUACCUGAAGGCAUAUGACACCAAUCUAUACCUCUCCUCAGAUGGAGAGAAAGUGCAAGAAGCCAUAGAGGAGGGUAUAGCAGCUGCAACCAUCUUUAACCCUAGUCAAAAUGUGUCCAUACAAGAAGAACAGCUGCGUGUGGCUUUUGACGGAGAUGCUGUUCUCUUCUCAGAUGAGUCGGAGCAGAUAGUGAAAGAGCAUGGGCUGGACAAAUUCUUUGAGCAUGAGAAGGCAUAUGAGAACAAGCCUCUGGCACAGGGUCCUUUGAAGGGUUUCUUAGAAGCAUUAGGGAAGUUACAGAAGAAAUUCUACCUCAAAGGGAUGAGAAUGAACUGCCCCAUUCGCACAUAUUUAGUUACUGCACGUAGUGCCGCAAGCUCUGGGGCGCGUGCCCUGAAAACGUUACGUAGUUGGGGACUUGAGACAGAUGAGGCCCUCUUCUUGGCGGGAGCCCCAAAGGGUCCCCUAUUAGAUAAGAUCCGGCCUCACAUAUUCUUUGACGACCAAAUGUUCCAUGUUGAGGGAGCUCAGGAAUUGGGAACAAUUGCAGCUCAUGUACCAUAUGGAGUGGCACAGAGACAUAAGCAGAAGGCCUCACAAAACACCAAGUGAGGCUGAUAAUCCAUUAAGUCCAUCUUUGCGCACUGUAAGGAAUAUCCCAGGUCUGUAUGUGUGUUAGUUUGUAAACUCAAUGUACAACUUCUUUGUUUUUGAGGAAAAUGAGCUUUGUGCUUCCUUUAUACAGGUUUGAGGGGUGCUGUGAUUAUAUGGAACAAGCGUGAAAACCACCAAAGUUAUACUAGUACAUGUUUACUGCUUCCAUGAGUGCCCAAACCAGCUUUUAGUGGCUGAGGCUGAUGUCCGGUA
Messenger RNA from Spea bombifrons (plains spadefoot toad), 1595 nucleotides. It is a transcript of the gene NT5C1A, whose product is annotated as 5'-nucleotidase, cytosolic IA. Gene Ontology annotation, molecular function: 5'-nucleotidase activity; magnesium ion binding; nucleotide binding. The record is from RefSeq and is a predicted model, not a curated record. Bases 237 to 1340 code for a protein of 367 amino acids. Lineage: Eukaryota; Metazoa; Chordata; Amphibia; Anura; Pelobatidae. The transcript is spliced from 6 exons. Gene Ontology annotation, cellular component: cytosol; cytoplasm. Gene Ontology annotation, biological process: nucleotide metabolic process; adenosine metabolic process.